GUUUCAGAGACUCCCGCUAUAAACGAUGGCCGAUGAUGCAGCUCAAGCAGGCGACAACGCCGAAUACAUCAAGAUCAAGGUCGUUGGACAGGACAGCAACGAAGUGCACUUCCGUGUAAAGUAUGGAACCUCUAUGGCCAAGCUGAAGAAGUCGUACGCUGACAGAACCGGUGUCGCCGUCAACAGUCUUCGUUUCCUCUUCGACGGACGUCGCAUCAACGACGAUGACACACCGAAGACGCUCGAGAUGGAGGACGAUGACGUCAUCGAGGUCUACCAAGAGCAGCUGGGCGGAUUCUAGUCCUCUACCUACACUCUAAUCCGAAAACAAACACCCAUCCAUCCCUUUUCCACUGAGAUACUCGGUUUCUCUGUCUCAUUUAAUCUAUUUUCCACAUUUCGAAUCAUAUUAUACAACCAAAAAAGUUUAAAAUAACUUAUUUAUCUUACAAAUAAACUCUUCGUUUUCGGAAAAUCCCAAA
This is a messenger RNA of Caenorhabditis elegans, 482 nucleotides long. It is a transcript of the gene smo-1, whose product is annotated as Small ubiquitin-related modifier. Gene Ontology annotation, cellular component: cytoplasm; chromosome; centrosome. Lineage: Eukaryota; Metazoa; Nematoda; Chromadorea; Rhabditida; Rhabditidae. The coding region runs from base 26 to 301 and encodes 91 amino acids. The record is from RefSeq and is marked reviewed. The transcript is spliced from 3 exons.